This is a messenger RNA of Leishmania braziliensis MHOM/BR/75/M2904, 936 nucleotides long. RefSeq lists its product as hypothetical. The transcript has a single exon. The record is from RefSeq and is a predicted model, not a curated record. NCBI's taxonomy places the organism in Eukaryota, Euglenozoa, Kinetoplastea, Trypanosomatida, Trypanosomatidae. Bases 1 to 936 code for a protein of 311 amino acids.
AUGAGCAGCAACGCGUUCUCGUCGGGCUCAGCGCCGAACGUGAGCUCCGCCGCCGUCGGCACGACAGCGCAGCAGGCCGACACCCUUACCCGCAACUUCAUUCUAGGUAUUCCGAAGGGGGGGCUCUUGCCGAACAGCCCCGAGGCGGCUGACCUGCAGGCCGCCGAGGCCUUCGUCAGCGACAUUCAACAGGAGAUCCUCGCCUACGACAUAGCGAACGCGAGGGCCAUCGAGUCGUACGCGGUUCGGUGCUGGAGCGCCGUGCCAUUCUUCGGUCGCCAUGCGAAGCGCGCACUGGAGGCCGAGGCAACUGCGACGGCGGCUGCCGCGGCGGCAGCAGAGGAGACCCACAAGAGCACAGACACUGCUGGUGUUGCUGCUGCCGUCGAUGGCAAGGUGAGCUCUUCAGGCGGGCACGGGCUGCAUCUCUCCCCCGAGGAGGCCGCCGCUGCUCUUCAGGUAGGCGGCGUCUACCUGCACAGGCAGACGUUGCAAACGCCACGCGGCUUCAAAGUGGAGCGGACAUCAGCGAUUGAUCUGAAGCAGCUGUCGCAGUUCACCGACGGAGCCCGUGAUGCAUCUGGGUCGAAGGCCGCGUCUAAGUCUGCUGUCGCUGUUGCUGCUUCCAAGGCCGCGCCUGCGCCGGAGGUGAACACAUGGCUCUUCCGCCGGCAGCAUCCCAGCUGGGUGCCGCUGAUGCAGCGAUGGUGGGUGCCGUGGCUUUGCUGCGGCAGCAUUGUGCUGAUUUGGACCCCCGACGUGUGGAAGCUGCGCACGCUGUACUUCUGCGAUCACCAGUACGCGCUCUUCCGGCAGUCUAUCCACAAGGCGUACUGGUGGGCGACGAUGAGUCCGGAGGACUACGCGGCACACAUGGCUGACAUCACGGCGGAGCGACCGUCUAGGGUGAGUGGCGCGAGUUGCCCGUUCGAGUAA